CCAACGAAGCAGUCGCGGCUCUUUUGCCCCCCCUCACCGGAAGUAGCGGCCAUAGCUGCCGCGGGUGGAGAUGCUACGUAGUUCCGGCGAGGAGCUGGCGGCUGAGGAGUGAAGGAGUGGGGAGUUGUGCGGGGGAGAGUCUGAGGAGGCCGGCGAAGGGAGAAGGCAACUGAUUUUCCACAAUGUCCUUCAUAUUUGAAUGGAUCUACAAUGGCUUCAGCAGUGUGCUGCAGUUUCUAGGAUUAUACAAGAAGUCUGGAAAGCUAGUUUUCUUGGGUCUGGAUAAUGCAGGCAAAACCACUCUUCUGCAUAUGCUCAAGGAUGACCGAUUAGGUCAACAUGUCCCAACACUGCAUCCAACAUCAGAAGAGCUGACAAUUGCAGGAAUGACUUUCACAACAUUUGAUCUUGGUGGCCACGAACAAGCUCGCCGUGUAUGGAAGAACUAUCUACCAGCAAUUAAUGGGAUUGUCUUUUUAGUGGACUGUGCAGACCAGGAACGUCUUCUGGAGUCAAAAGUGGAACUUAAUGCACUAAUGACUGAUGAAACAAUAUCCAAUGUGCCAAUUCUUAUCUUGGGUAAUAAAAUUGACAGACCAGAAGCUAUCAGUGAGGAAAAACUCCGAGAGAUUUUUGGGCUUUAUGGACAGACCACAGGAAAGGGUAACGUGCCACAGAAGGACUUGAACACGCGCCCCAUGGAAGUGUUCAUGUGCAGUGUGCUGAAGAGGCAAGGCUACGGUGAAGGUUUCCGUUGGCUGUCCCAGUAUAUUGACUGAUAUUGGAGGGACAGCUCUAACUCCUGGACUGAUCCUGUUUGCAGCUUCCUUAUGGACUUUUCUAUUAGAACGUGGAAGGCUCUCCAACCAUAUACUGGCAUUGACCCAGGGACUCCUGUCUUCAGUUACCCCAUAUCACAGUGGUGACACAGUUCUUUUCCCUUUGUCUUGGAGAUAACAUUCUGUACACUGGUGCAAGUUGUCACAUCUCUAGGGCCCAUUGUUUCCACUGGAAACCUUGGCUUUCAGUUACAGUGGGGCCAGUGAGGUGGAAUGCGGGACUCUGCAUACAGCACUCUUUUAGCGGCUGGAAAAGAGAACAUGUCUCACCACUGUGGCCAAUUGACUUAAAAGAAAGCAACUAUAUUUUUUAAAGUGUUCAGUGUAUAUCCUGUCCCUUUAGAUUGUUUAAGUUAACACUCAACUUGUUUGGGCCAGAAUCUGUUAAGAUUUUUUAAAAAAUCUGAUAGUUCCCAAAUGACCGACCCAAGUAUCAUGAUAUUUGGAUAGAAAGAUGGGUUGAAUUGCCCUAUGAGAUGGUGGUUCUGCCACACUGCUUGAUGAUGAAGAUGGUGCUGUUGGGACUGAUUUGUGCAAUGGUCUUCCCUUUUUCUUUGAUAGGGUUUUUAGUUGGGAAGGGAAAUGGAACACUCACAUGGAGACACACUUGUCUUAGCUUUCCGUGAUGUCAUGAUAUGUAGGAAUCUGAAACAUGGUUAUUCACCUUGGCCCGCCUCUAAAUGUUGCUAUCACUCUUUUGUCAGCAGGCUUUCCUCUUUGCAGCACCAGUGGGGAAGGACUUAGGAUGCAGAAUGUUUUGCAUUUCAAGCAACUUGGGGGAAAAACAAUAGAAAUCAUGAAUUUUGUUGGGUUACUGUAGCAUUAAAUUUUUCCAACCAUUGCAUAUCAUAAUGCUGUUAAUGUAAACUAACCGUGUUUCUUUUAUAUCCAACAGAGCUUGUGUUUGAAGUUUCA
Anolis sagrei ordinatus is the source of this 1754-nucleotide messenger RNA. It is a transcript of the gene SAR1A, whose product is annotated as secretion associated Ras related GTPase 1A. The record is from RefSeq and is a predicted model, not a curated record. NCBI's taxonomy places the organism in Eukaryota, Metazoa, Chordata, Lepidosauria, Squamata, Anolidae. Gene Ontology annotation, biological process: intracellular protein transport; membrane organization; vesicle organization. Gene Ontology annotation, cellular component: endoplasmic reticulum exit site; COPII vesicle coat. Gene Ontology annotation, molecular function: GTPase activity; GTP binding.